Messenger RNA from Magallana angulata, 3015 nucleotides. Its product is annotated as cilia- and flagella-associated protein 58-like. The record is from RefSeq and is a predicted model, not a curated record. NCBI's taxonomy places the organism in Eukaryota, Metazoa, Mollusca, Bivalvia, Ostreida, Ostreidae. The transcript has 16 exons. Bases 87 to 2711 code for a protein of 874 amino acids. Gene Ontology annotation, cellular component: cytoskeleton.
UGUCCUUAGUUACAUGGCCGUAAAUAGGACACACAGACAGACGUAGAGGCCGCUGCAUAUAACAUUAGCUUCACUAAGCCGUCGAAAUGGCCGAGGAAAAGGCUAAAGGUGGGAUGGAUGACAGUGCAUUCGAAUCCCUCGAAAAGGACUUCAAAGAGGUGCUUGAGCAACUAAAGGGAGAUAAAACACUUGACAAAUUUCGUCAGGAAUAUGAAAAACUCCACAAAGCUCUCAAAAAAAGUCAUGAGAGUGAGAAACGUUUGAUGCAAAAAACCAGGGAGUUAAAUGCAGAAAUAACAGCCAACUCUGCUAAAGUAGCUACAGCCCUGAAACUAUCUCAGGAAGAUCAGAACCAGAUACAGUCAUUGAAGAAAGAAAUCGAGAAAGCAUGGAAGACUCGAGAUGCUGCCUAUGAGAAGGAGACAAGAGCAAGGGAGACAAUUCAGCAGCUGAAGAUGGAAAUAGCCAAUCUGAGCAAACUUGUAGAGCAAGGUGCUGGACUUACAAUGGGACAAGAACACAGUGUCAAUGAGCUAUUGAAAAUGAAGGAAGAGCUAACAAAGGAGAGAGAUGAGCAGCUGAACGACAUUGUUAAACUGCGGGAGUCCCUUGCUCAGGCAACGUCACAGCAGCAGAAGUUGGAAUCUGAUAAGAAAGAAUGUGAAGAGAAAAUCCAAGAGCUCAACCAAGAAAUUCAGGUGAAGAACAAUGAAGCUCAGCGUGAGAGCAGGAAGAAGGACAAGAUGGAGAGAGAGCUGAAACAGGCCAAAGCCGAUCUGGACGCCAAGACUGGAGAGAUUAAGAACCUGCAGGGCCGUGUUGAGAACUACAAGGGUGACAUCUCUAAACUAGAGCAGCAAAUGAAAGAACAAAAGAUUUUGAAUGAGAGAACUAUUAAGGAUGCUGACAUCUUACAUACUCGGUUUGCCAAGCUUCAGUCAGACUUUGAGAGUCAGCUGAUUACCACAGAUCAGCUGACCGCUGAAAACCAGGCCAGAGUCACAGAGCUUAAGCAAAAAGAGGAUGAGGUUAACCAGCUCAAAGGGGAGACUCAGCGACUGAACAAAAUGAGGGAAACCAUUCAAAGGAAACUUCGGCAGGUGGAGGAGAAUAAGUCAGAUGUCGAGCAGCAGAGGGAGACUCUCAAAAGUCAGAUCAUUGGCUUGGAGAGAGAGCUGGAGGCUGCCAAGAAACAAGCAGAGGCUGACAAGAAAACUAUUGAUGAUAGAACAAGGGAACGGGACAUUCUGCAAAAGAGCAUGCUGAAAGCAGCCAGUGCCACACAGAAGCAGAUUCAUCUUGUCCGCCUUCAUGAGCAGUCCAAGAAGAACCUGGAGCAAGACAUUCAGAACUACAGGGAGGAGGCCCAGAAACAGAGGAAGAUCAUCUACCAGCUGGAGAAGGAGAGAGAUCGCUACAUCAACGAGGCCAGCGAUCUCACGCAAAGGGUUCUCUCACAUAUGGAAGAUGUCAAGGUUCGCGAGAUGCAGAUUUUCGAUUACAAAAAGAAGAUUGCUGAGGCAGAUACCAAACUGAGGCAGCAGCAGAACUUGUAUGAGGCUGUACGAAGUGACAGGAACUUGUAUAGCAAAAACCUCAUCGAGUCUCAGGAUGAGAUUACCGAGAUGAAGAGAAAGCUGAAGAUCAUGAACCAUCAGAUUGAUCAACUGAAGGAGGAGAUUCAGGCCAAGGAGAAUGCCCUCCUCAAGGAGCACUUUGAACACCAGCGUGUGGAGAAAGACAAAGAAAACCUCAAGUCCGAGUUGAACCGCCUCAAACAGCAGGCGCAGGAGAGCAAGGCAUACAUUGAGGCGCAGGAGGCUGAGGAGAGGAAGCUGCUGAAGAUUAUUGCUGAGGCGGAUGCUGAGCGAGUCAGACAGAAGAAGGAGCUCGAUCAGGUGAUCAGCGAGAGAGAUAUUCUAGGAACACAGUUGGUUAGGAGAAAUGAUGAAUUGGCUCUUCUGUACGAGAAGAUCAAAAUCCAACAGUCCACACUGAAUAAGGGAGAGAUUCAGUAUAACCAGAGAUUGGAGGAUAUCAGAGUGCUCAAACUCGAGAUCAAGAAACUCAGACGGGCAAACGCCAUUUUGGAGAAGAGGGUAGCCAAUGUAAAGGACCUCAGACUCGAGGUAUACCACAUUCAGAGAGAGUUGCUGAGGGAGAGAACUCGAUGCAAGGCCCUGGAGGAAGAGUUAGAGAAUCCUAUGAAUAUCCACAGGUGGAGAAAACUAGAGGGAAGUGACCCAAGCACCUAUGAGAUGAUUCAGAAGAUUCAGACUCUACAGAAACGAUUGAUCUCCAAAACAGAGGAAGUCGUGGAGAAAGAGCUACUGAUCCAAGAGAAAGAGAAACUCUAUCUAGAACUGAAGCACAUCUUGGCACGACAGCCUGGCCCAGAGGUUGCCGAACAGCUUACGAUUUACCAGCAGACGCUCAAGGAAAAAACGAAACAAAUGAAGUCUAUGGCAUCGGAAUUAAAUAUGUACGAAUCACAAGUCAAUGAAUACAAGUACGAAAUCGAGAGAAUAGCUAGAGAACUACAAGAAGUCAAGAAGAAAUAUUUCAUGCAGAAAAAGAAAGAACAACAAACAAAAGAAAGAGAGAGGGCGUUAGCACAAGCGGGGGCCCCUGUUAUUCAACCCCAGAGAACAGAUGGGCCCCGAUUCACAGGAGGGGGAUUCAACCUAAAGUCUACUAAAACAGCCGCUUAAUCAGAACUGAGUCUAAAAAUAGCAGAUCCAGCAUGUGAUUCAUGGAUCCAACAAUUUCUUCCUAUACUCACGUAAAAUAUCAAGUUAUCAAGGUUUUAUUUUUUGGACUCUGCUAGACAAAAUCUGAUAUUAUUUUACUUAUGUUUAGAGCAAAUAAAAGAUGAAGUUUAAUAUUUAUGAAAAGAAGAAUGUGUUAUGAAAGCUUUCACUUAUUUGGAACUUUACUUUAGGCUUACAUCUGUGAUAAUUUGUUGUUUUUAUGUGAGUUUAUAUCACAAAUUUUAAUAAACAUGAUGAAUUCUUA